CGAAAAACCGUAGGACGCAAGUGGACGCCACUGCGUCCGUGUCCGUGUGCGCGCGAGUGCGACAGCGGGUCAUGAGAAAGGGACGCGAGAGAUGAGGGAUGUGCGUGCACGGGGCCAUCGCCGAGGACAACGCCAGGUUCGUCCUGCUUGCCGUUGUGCUCGCGGCUUACAUGCUCGCCGGGGCUGCGCUCUUUCAGAGCCUCGAGUCCGAUCUUGAAAUCAAGCAGGCGGCCGAGUUCUGGCGCACGUACCAGGCGUUCCGUCGCCACCACCUGCGCGGCAGCGCGCAAGCACUGCAGCGUCUGCACGAGCUGCUGUACGCGUACGGCAACGCCUCGGCCACCGGGAUCAUCAACAAGCGUCGCCGCUGGGACUUCCCGGGCAGCUUCCACUUCGUCGGCACCAUCGUCUCGACCAUCGGAUACGGGAGCACGGCGCCGCAGACGUCAGCCGGGAAGGUAGCCGUGGUGCUUUACGGAUUUUUCGGCUGUUCCGGUGGCAUACUGUUCUUCAACCUGUUUUUGGAGCGCAUCAUCACGUUCCUCGCGUGGGUGUUGCGCAGCCUGCACCUGCGGCGCCUGAAGAAGCGCCUCCGCCAGAGCACCCUGGCGAGCUCGCGGCGCGUCGCGCGCAGCGCCAGGCCGAGGGACCAGAAGAACGCGCUGCCCGACAUCCUGGACGAGGAGGACGAGGGCGAGGUGGGCCUGGACCACUGGAAGCCGAGCGUCUACUGGGUCAUGCUGUACCUCUCGCUGGCCUCGUGCGCCGUCGCCUGCACCGCCGCGGCCCUGUACGCGCCGCUCGAGGGCUGGACUUACCUCGAGGCGCUCUACUUCUGCUUCGUCAGUUUCGCCACUAUCGGCUUUGGCGAUUACGUGAGCACGCAGAAGACCGACUACCCGCUCGUCUACCUGUACAGGUUCGCCAACUUCGCCUUCCUGGUGCUCGGCUGCUGCUGCAUUUACUCGCUACUCAACGUCACCUCGAUCGUCAUCAAGCAGGCGCUCAAUCUGCUCAUCCGCAAGCUCAAUUGUCCGCGCGGCGCAAUGGCUGCGCCGCAUCUGCCCAGGAGAAGGUCGUCCGUGUCGGCGAUCUACUACGCGAGGCGUCGUCCCACCAAGCUCGUGUCUCGCGACUCGAUCAAGCCGGAGAUGGACGGCGCCAUCGACACGCCGCGAAGGAUGUCCGGCGAGCUGAUCUCGAUGAAGGAGUUCCUCUCGGCCAACAAGGUCAGCUUGGCCAUCAUGCAGAAGCAGCUGUACGAGACGGCUCACAUGCAGUACCUGCCGAGCCCGCAGCCGGCGCCGGCGCCGCCUCUGCCGCGGGCGACCUUCAAUUCGGGGCCCGGCGCCGUCGGCCCUCUGGCCAUCGCUUGCGAGAAGUUCGAGCAGAACGCCAAGGCUCCGGUCGGUCACAGAUAAGGAAGCGGCACGCGGCUCCGCCACGGCUCGUGCGCGUUCCCGUGGCGCUGCUGCAACGGCUUGUCCUCGCGCAUUUUCGACAGCGAUCGCGAAAGCCCUUUUCAGCCCCUCAACCGCGUGCCCGUUGCUCCUCUUGCUAUCCGUAGAUCGCAAAGACACGUGCGUACGACGGAGUUUUAGCAGAUUUCGAUCGUUGGCCGUGUUCGGCCUCUAAAUUAUACAACCGGACGACCUUUCAUUUUUCCUUCAACGUCUCGGUCAAUCGUCAGUGCUUAUUCGUCGAGCAUCGAUAUGUCGGAGAAUAAAGCCAAUUCUUAUUCGGCUAAUCGUUUGAAACAUGCAUAUCGAGUAUUCGCGUUUGGCUAGCACUUGCUUGCUUUUAGACGCGACGUUUCCGACAACGUUAUAGAUCCUCCGCUCACACACCUUCGUGGAAAUGUCAAGAACCGUGGCUCUUUGCAUACAAGUACGAUCAAGAUUAAACGAUGUUAGUGAUCGUUCCGCCAUAAGAUGUUUCGCAAAAAUGGAUGACUCGUAAUCGAAUUUAAUAUCGAUGUCUCGUAUGCGUGCAUUAUAUUUAUGACAACCGAAGGUCGACUGUGCAUUGCAAACGGAUCAGUCGCCCAUAGAAGUUGUCUUGAGAUAUUUACGUUUUUUUAAAUUAUCCAGCUUAUUUUUGCAUGUAUUGGUAGUUUUUCAUUCAAUAGCGGUACGUCGGAAGUGGCAACGGAGAAAUAGCUAUCAACCAAAUAAGGAACCAAGAGCAAUUGCCUAUUGCACGGCCAUGACGAAGAUGAAAUUUACGGAUUUAUUUUUAUAUCCGUGAAAGUACUAGGCUAACUGUUACUAUGCUUAUUUGCUGUGAUGUUGUUUUAUUCAGCGUAUUGAUGCAUCUGUGCGGCCAAAUCGAGCUAAUUAAAAAGCAUUUUCGAGGCACUACCGUGACAGUGGAAGAAAGAUCUUUGAAAGAUAAAGUCGACAAAUUCGCUGGUUAACUGAGUAUCGAAAAAUGGCUACAUCGGAGAUGCAUUCACUUCGGCUAAUUCACAGUGCUGGUAUAAACUUCACGCUGUAGGUAAUUUACCAAUCUAUGCUUUAUUGCAGGCAGUCGUAGGCGUUGAUCGAUCUAAAUCAUAUUGCCGAGAUUAAUAUAACAGUGGCGUUAAAAAGUGACUCAAUUUGAAAUUUACCCAAAAUAUAUCCACUGAGUUUUCAAAUCACAGGUCAACUUGAUAGUCGGACAUUGCUUUAUAAUAUAUUAAAGCGCAAAAUGUUGAAAUAUCUUCUGAUCAAUUGUUUUUCUCAUAUCUUAGAUCUUAGAGUAAUUAGGUUUAGUAGGUAAUAACUAACUUUCCGAUAACUGCUUGAAAGUAUUUCAGUCGAUAGCAACAAAUGGUUCAUAGAUGAAGCUGUCAAAAUUAGUUUUUUGAGAAACUUGUUUUACUAGGAAAAUCCACGAAUGAGUGAAAGCAUAUCGAAUAUAUUGGCUGUCAAUCACCAUAAAAAACAUUCGAUUACUAGACCAAUCACGUGCAACAGUUCUAAAAAUGCGUUUUAAUCGCGUUUGUAUAGAUUCUAUACAUAGAGAGAUUUUAAGAAAAUGCUGUUUAAACAACCACGUCUGUGACACUAGGAGCGUUGACGGACUGCUUUGUUUCUCUGUUUGAUUUAUUUAUUUAUUUAUUUAUUAUUAUUAUUUUUUUUUUUGGCGUUGUUGCAUUUCAGGACUGUACAUUAAUUAGAACAACAAGGACACGAGCAAAUUCUCAUUACUGUUGGAUGGAAUUUCAACAAUAUUCAUCAACUGGAGACGGGAUCAAAGGAGUCUGUCGACACUCGUAUGUCCGUCAAUUUUUGAUAGCGAUUAAUGGUUUACACUUACUCUUAACCGCGAGACACAGUAACGCGUGACUCUUGCGAUUUACACCACUCAAGAGUAUUUUUAUUAAAACGUAACUUCCAUUGAUAGACGUGUGAGCUUGCCGGCCUGACAAAUCGUGCAGAAACGAAAGGAAAAAUCAAUAAAUCGUAAUCGAAUGAGCUUGCGAGCGCUUUUCAACACAAUUUGUACAAAUUGUGAAAUGUUAAUCUUAACGAUUGUAGAUUUCGAGGCAUUGAAUAAAUAAAUAAUAAAUACUUAUAGUCAUUUGUUUGUUGCUGCUUUGAUUACUAAGGUGCGCU
Phymastichus coffea is the source of this 3602-nucleotide messenger RNA. RefSeq names its product potassium channel subfamily K member 13-like. Gene Ontology annotation, molecular function: potassium ion leak channel activity. The transcript has 7 exons. Gene Ontology annotation, cellular component: membrane. The record is from RefSeq and is a predicted model, not a curated record. Gene Ontology annotation, biological process: stabilization of membrane potential; potassium ion transmembrane transport. Bases 99 to 1421 code for a protein of 440 amino acids. NCBI's taxonomy places the organism in Eukaryota, Metazoa, Arthropoda, Insecta, Hymenoptera, Eulophidae.